This is a messenger RNA of Eimeria acervulina, 432 nucleotides long. Its product is annotated as ribosomal protein L33, putative. Bases 1 to 432 code for a protein of 143 amino acids. The record is from RefSeq and is a predicted model, not a curated record. NCBI's taxonomy places the organism in Eukaryota, Apicomplexa, Conoidasida, Eucoccidiorida, Eimeriidae. The transcript is spliced from 2 exons. Gene Ontology annotation, cellular component: ribosome; large ribosomal subunit. Gene Ontology annotation, molecular function: structural constituent of ribosome. Gene Ontology annotation, biological process: translation.
AUGUUUUUUCUUUCCCCCUUCCUGCUGCGUAGUCGUAGUAAGCGCCUGCUUGUGCAGCUGAAGAGCGCCGCCCUGUCAAAUUUCUAUUACAUGACGCACAAGUCACCUAGCAAAAAGAAUACGAGAAUUGCACUGAGGAAACACGAUCCAAGAGCGGGCAAACAUGUGAUGUUCUAUGAGACGCGGCAGCCGCCAGAAGGCUCGAGGAAGCGGCUAACGCUUCAUCUGCAGAAGUACAUACAUUGGACAGGGAAGAACAUGAAACUCAUGGCCAAGAAGGUUGAGAGAGCCUGGGAAUACGGAGCGUUUCAGAAGUACUUUGACGAAAGAUACCCAACACUUACAGACACACGGGGGAGGUACGGCUGCAGCGCGUUUGUCUCUGCAGCUCUCUCCCCAUUGCUCCUGUGGAUAUUAGGUAUUAUUGAGUAA